This is a messenger RNA of Oryzias latipes (Japanese medaka), 4076 nucleotides long. RefSeq names its product interleukin-31 receptor subunit alpha. Gene Ontology annotation, molecular function: cytokine receptor activity; protein binding. The record is from RefSeq and is a predicted model, not a curated record. Lineage: Eukaryota; Metazoa; Chordata; Actinopteri; Beloniformes; Adrianichthyidae. Gene Ontology annotation, cellular component: membrane.
ACAAAAAUGACACUGAAAAGUGAUUGAUGUAAUAAAAAACAAAAAGUAAAGCUUGUAAAAACUGAGCUGAAGAAGCUGUGCUUAGCCUAGAGGAAAAUCCCAAACAUUCUCUGAAUUCGGAUAGAUCAAAAGUUGUGUAAUCCCUCAUUUUGUACUGGGAAAGAGGUGUGUUGCAGUCAAGAUGUUGACAGUAAGAAUACCCGUGAAGACUCGAAGCAAUUUUCUUUCGGCAUUAUUGCAUCAUUGUUAGACCUUUUUUGAUUUUUUUCAGGGCUGUUGCUUGAAGAACCAGUGAGCCGCAGGAUUUAUGGAAGCAGUUUGCUGAGAGCAGUGAAUGAUCAUGGAGGGCAGUCCUGCCAUAGUGCUAAUGCUUCUGCUGAGCUUCUCUCCUGUUCAGGCUUCAGCUAUCAUCCUUCCUACAUCCAAGACCUCACCCCAACCCUUACGGCUGAGCCGCUGUGUGUUUGUGGAUCGCAGCAAUGUCACUUGCUUCUGGGACCCCGGAGACGUGCCUGCAAAAACCUACACUCUGAAGGUUAAGAGGACAAACGAUUGUUCGUCUGUGCCAGCAACAGACAACCCUAUAACCACGUUCACCUGCACCACCUCCAGCACCAACUGCACCACCGGAAUUCACUCCUCAACGGUAUCGCUGAACUACUCCAUCCGUGUCAUAGCCCACAUGGAAGGCCAGAACGUUUCAUCAAAACCUCGGUGCCAGCUCGGUAGAAUAGAAGUGCGCUUGCCUGCGGUACCGUUAACAAGUAUACAACCAAUCCCAGAAUCACCGGAAUGCCUGACUAUAGGCUGGGAACGCAUACUCAGUCAAUUUCAUGUGUCCCGGAGCGAAAUCAAAAAAGGGGAUCUGAAUUCCCAAUUAGAGUUCACCGCAAAGGGAGAGCAGGCCGUUCAGGUCAGAGAUGUAAAUGUGAGAGACACUAAGAGCCGAUUUUGCCUCUUUAGACCGGACACCUCAUACACCAUACGGCUCCGACACAGAUAUUUAGGCCCCGAAAGCCCAUGGAGCUCCUGGAGCAAUCCACUUGAUGGGAGAACAGCACCAGAUGCUCCUUCCACAGAACUUGUUUUCUGGAGGCAAGUAAAGGACACUGAUGGGAAUGGACUGAGACUGGUUGAUCUGCUCUGGGAGCCCCUGCCUGCCUUCGUUCUUUUCUACAAUGUGACUUGUCAGUCAGAGGGUAUGCAGAACUUGAGCGAUUAUGGGAGCUGCAAAGACCUAAACCCUCCCAAAACAUCCUGCAGCUUGUAUCUUCCUGUCGGACGUUGCUCCUGCUCUCUCACAGCCACCAACUCUGCAGGGACAUCUCCAGAAGCUCGAAUCUGGCUCUUCGACUCCUCUGAAACAGAGCUUCCUCCCCCAAACCAGAUCUCUGUAAGGUCCCUGAGUGACAUCAGCUUAGAGGUUCACUGGGUGUCCCCUCUUAAUCACAGAGUGAGUGGUUUUGUCGUGGAAUGGUUUGCUGUCAGAGAGGGAAUGGGAAGCCUCCCCUGGAAGAAGCUGAACAAUUCUGUUGCAAAACAUGUCAUCACAGGGUUAAAACCGUUGGAGCGUUAUGCUGUUUCUGUCAAAAUUCUUUAUGGAGAGCAAGUCGGGGAAAACAAAACGCAGUACGUUUACACGAGAGAAGGAACGCCCUCAGCAGGUCCCAGUAUCAAAGUACAGCGUAUCUCUGGCAGCUCGGUGGGACUCAGCUGGACUCCGGUUCCUGUGGAGGAGCUUCAUGGUUUCCUUAGCAACUAUAUCAUUUUCUACUCAACCAGAAAUGAAUUAGCAAAGAGUGUUGUGAUUCCUCACCAUGUUCAACACUACAGUUUGGAGAAUUUGUCGCCCGGUAAUUACGACAUCUUCAUGCAGGCCAACACUCUGGCCGGUCCUGGACCAGCUGGGAACAAAGUGAAUGUGUACAUUGACUCUGAAGAAUUAGCCUUAGUCAUGAUGAUGGUUGUUCCACUGCUGGUGAUUUCACUGGGGCUGAUUCUGAUUGCAGCCUUGGUACCAAGAAACAUAAUGAAAGAGAAGCUGCACAUUCCUGAUCCAUCCAACAGCAGCCUGUCAAGCUAUGCUCCUAAAACUAAUCUAGAGGGUAUAAAGCCUCUCAUGGUUCAAGAGAAACAUGAAAGCUUCAUAUUCUCUGAUGUGAUUUUGGUUGACGUGCAGCAGAACCUUGAGAAGAACCCCGACUAUCAAAAUCUGUGCAAUCUCCAAACUUACCGCUACAACCCAUGCCCUUCAUUAUCUCCUUUAAGAGAUUCUGAGGAGUUCUCCCGGAAGGCAACCUCAUCUCAGACUGGUUCAGACCCAAUCCCCUCCUUCCUCCCCUGCAUUUAUUCCAGCAUCGUCAUCUCUCAACCCUCCGAUCCUUUUUCCACAUCCAUUCUACAUCCCUCAAGUUUCCAGUUCUCUUCCUCCAAACCUCCCCCUGGUUCGGUUGAUUACUUCAAACUACCAUCAGAUGGCGCCAUUGAAUCGUCCAACUUGAAUUCUUCUCUGUCAAUCCAAGACAGAAACUUUAGUCUUUUUGUGGAGCAGCGCCAACACUCAAUGUCUUUUUGGGACUUUUGUGAGAAAUGCCACCUAUCUGUCUAUCCAAAUUCCUCCACAGAAGUCAGUGGGUACAAUCUGAUGAUUCCUCCCCAGUCCAGCAAAAGCCACUCAUCCACCUCUGAAGGUUUUAUGCCAUCACCUUCACCUCUUUUCCCACUUGUUUUUGAGGAUCUAACUUGCUGUACUGUACAGUAUGAUCCUUAUGUCCCUUUUGAAGCUUAAAUUUUCAUAAGUAUGUCCAUGUUGUCAAAGAUUUAAGGUUUCUUUGGGAAAUAAUACUUAACAUAAAGUAAAUGGUCACACAUUUCAGCUGCACCAAAGCUUUGCAUUUAAAGCUGUUCUUCUUAAAAAGCUAAAGAACUAAAAAAAAAAACAGAAUGGUUUGCUGUAACGACCCUUAAAGGGAGCAGUCAAAACACAAAGACGAAUUUACCAGGAUGACAACUCAUGAGAGAAGAAAACGUUUUUGUAUCCCAUUAAAAGCUGAGUUUACACUAUAAGGACAAGACUUAUUAACAAUAUUUAAGUUCAUAUUUCCCUUAAAGAAUAAUGACAAGCACAUUGUUAAGUGAAAGAGAAAAAAAAUGUAUUUGUACUUCUUUGUGGCACAAUCAUGCUGUGGAUGGUGUGUGUAUGACCCACAAACAGGUUCUGAAAUGUGUUCAUAAACUGAGAAGAUAUUUUGGAGAUGUCUGUGCGUGAAACAUUACGUUAGAAACUUGAAUGUGUAACUGCUAAGGACACUUCAGGAAAUAUCUAUGCAGUGAAUGAGAAUUAGUUCAAAUGUUUUGGCCCUUAGUUGAUUUGAGCAAUCUGCUAAAAGAAAGCCAAAUAAUCAACUUUAAACAUUGAAACCAAGGGAAUAUAAUUAAAUUGCAAUGAAAAUCCUGGGUGACAUUAGGGAUUAAAUAAUUACUUUAUUUAAUUGUUUGGUGGGUGUAUUUUGCAACAUAUCUGGAUUUUGCUUCAGAGAUCUAGUGUGUUUCCUGUGUGUACAAAUGCCAAAUUUGUGUGGGAAAAUCAGGUUUUUGUCAGCCAGGGCCCACAGCAGGACAUGAUGGAACUUGAACUUAUCCAAUAAAACAAUGGGUUACUAAUUCUCAUGCUUGCACCUUCACCUCACCGCCCUUACUGAAAUCAUUUCUGUGCUAGUUUAACCAUGAAGAUUUACUGCUAACUUAAUUGGGGGGGACUAACGGAAAAAUGUCUCAUCCCAUUUUUGUUUGUGUCUGAGCUGUUUAAAGUUUUUAUUCAGGGUUAUGUUGUUGCAAUGUUGUAUCCAUAGCUGAGAUUGCUAUGGAUUCCUGGGUAAAUUUCCUUUUUAUGACAGAGUUGAUGGUUAUACUGAUUGACUCUCCUAUUGAUUUAUUUUUGGUGGUUUGGGGUUUGUUUAUUUUAUUUUGAGUUUUUUCUGUGAAUGUAAAACAGUUGAUUUGAAUUAUUAGCUUAUUUUACAAUGAAUAAAAGAUUCUGGUGAAUGUGUGCAGUGUGGGGGCUGGCUGUUUUUUCC